This is a messenger RNA of Balearica regulorum gibbericeps (East African grey crowned-crane), 1239 nucleotides long. The record is from RefSeq and is a predicted model, not a curated record. NCBI's taxonomy places the organism in Eukaryota, Metazoa, Chordata, Aves, Gruiformes, Gruidae.
AGGUGGCUAUUUUUAAUGCAGUAGUGUCAUUAGCUGGCUGAAGACUAAACAUGAGAAUAGCAGGUGCUGCAAAGUUGGUAGUAGUCGUAGCAAUUUUCUUACUGACGUUUUAUGUCAUAUCUCAAGUGUUUGAAAUAAAAAUGGAUGCAAACUUAGGACAUAUAUUUGCUAGAUCAGCACUGGAUGCAGCUGCACGCUCUACAAAACCUCCAAGAUACAAAUGUGGGAUCUCGAAAGCUUGUCCUGAAAAGCAUUUUGCAUUCAAAAUGGCAAGUGGAGCAGCAAAUGUAGUUGGACCUAAAAUUUGUGUAGAAGAUAAUGUUUUAAUGAGUGGAGUUAAAAAUAAUGUCGGCAGAGGAAUAAAUGUGGCCUUGGUCAAUGGUAAAACAGGAGAACCAUUAGACACUAAAUUCUUUGACAUGUGGGGAGGAGAUGUGGCACCAUUUAUUGAAUUUCUGAAGUCCAUCCAGGAUGGAACGAUAGUGUUAAUGGGAACAUACGAUGAUGGUGCAACCAAGCUUAAUGAGGAAGCACGGAAACUGAUCGCUGAAUUAGGAAGCACAUCUAUUACUAACCUUGGCUUUAGAGACAACUGGGUCUUCUGCGGUGGAAAAGGAAUUAAGACUAAAAGCCCAUUUGAACAGCAUAUAAAGAACAACAAGGACACAAAUAAGUACGAAGGCUGGCCAGAAGUUGUUGAGAUGGAAGGCUGUAUCCCUCAGAAGCAAGAUUAAAUGAAAACAAAAGGAAAGGAGAGCAAAUAUGGAAGAAAAUGCACUUUCUGCUAUUAGUAGGGAGAGGGCUAUGAAGGAGACUGUACUGUAAAUAAUAUUUUUAAAGCAUGCUUCCAUCUUGUCGGUGUGUGCAUGAGCACUGACAUUUUGAAUAUUCAGAUUAUUUAUUGCUAACACACAUAGAAAUCCUUUUUGUAAAUAUGUCCAAAAUAAAAGAAACAUCAAAUCAUUUCUAUGCAGGUUCCUUAAAAGCACAGUAUUUAGUUUGCCUGUGGUAAAUAAUAUCUUGUAGAUCAACUGGCUAAUGAAUUGCAUAUGUGGAUAAUAAACAGAUCCUGAAAAAUGUUGUACUGUCCUCUUAACAGCGUAAUGUUGCUGUGAGUAUGUAACCUUUGUGGAAUAUUGUAGAUUUUAGUGAUAAGUUAAUAAAGAGCUUUAAUUUUUUUUAUCCUCUGCCUUUUUAAUGGCAGCAUCACUUUUUAUUAAAGUUGUUUGGUUAUUCUAA